Messenger RNA from Scophthalmus maximus (turbot), 924 nucleotides. RefSeq names its product olfactory receptor 13C2-like. The record is from RefSeq and is a predicted model, not a curated record. The transcript has a single exon. Gene Ontology annotation, cellular component: membrane. Gene Ontology annotation, molecular function: olfactory receptor activity; G protein-coupled receptor activity. The coding region runs from base 1 to 924 and encodes 307 amino acids. NCBI's taxonomy places the organism in Eukaryota, Metazoa, Chordata, Actinopteri, Pleuronectiformes, Scophthalmidae. Gene Ontology annotation, biological process: G protein-coupled receptor signaling pathway.
AUGGCUGCUGAAUUUAAUGUAACAUAUAUAACUCUUGAAGGGCACGUGAGAGUGGAAAAAUACAGGUACUUUUAUUUUAUGAUCAUGCUUUUUGCGUAUAUUCUGAUAAUUUGCUGCAAUGCCACCAUUGUGUGUCUUAUCGUGAUUCACCUAAACCUCCAUGAGCCUAUGUACAUAUUCAUUGCAGCUCUGUUACUGAACUCUGUUCUGCUCAGCACUGUUAUCUAUCCCAAGCUUUUGAUUGACUUUUUAUCCGAAAAACAGAUCAUAUCAUAUUCCGCCUGUCUCUUUCAGUGUUUUCUAUAUUAUUCUUUAAGUUCUUCAGAAUUCUUACUCUUGUCAGUCAUGGCCUACGAUAGGUAUGUGUCUAUAUGUAAACCUAUGGAAUAUCCAACUAUUAUGACGAGAACUACUGUUGGUAUUUUGCUGGUUGUGGCUUGGAUUCUUCCUGCUUGUCAGACUGCAGUUCCAGUUGUGGGGAAUAUCGACAACAGACUAUGUACUCUUGCUUUGAAAGGGAUUUUUUGCAACAAUUCAGUCAACCAUCUUUACUGUGUGACUUCAAGAGCAUUGUCUAUUUAUGGUAUAGUUGUUCUAGUGAAUCUUGUAUUUUUUCCCAUGUUUUUCAUACUGUUUACAUACACAAAGAUACUGAUAAUAUCCUUCAGAAGUGGAGAGGUCAGGAAGAAAGCUGCACAGACCUGUAUGCCUCACUUGCUGGUUCUAAUCAACUAUUCAUGUUUGAUCACGUAUGACGUCAUUAUUGUUAAACUGGAAUCAGAUUUUCCAAAAGUUGCCCGUUUUGUAAUGACUAUGCAAAUAAUAAUAUAUAAUCCUAUUUUAAAUCCAAUCAUAUAUGGCCUGAAAAUGAAAGAAAUUUCCAAACACCUCAAAUGUCUGUUGUCUCAGGUCAAAGUGAAUUAA